AUGAGUAGAGAAAACAGAUUUAACAGUAAUAUAAGUAAUUUAGAGGUAGAUUAAAGGAAACCUUAGAAUGUUUCAUAGAGUAGUAUAUAGUAGCCACUUCAAUCUAAUUUUAGUUCUUAAAGCUCUUAAAUGAAUAAAUAAGAACUUAUUAAUAGUCAGCAAAAAAAGUAGAUGUAUUCAAAAUAAUCUAAAAAAUAAAUCAAUCAAGAGAAAGAUGACAACACAGAUAAUUUAAAUUUAGUUAUUUAAACAUAAGGAGGAGCAUCUCUUAAGAAUUUAUUAGGGUUAUAGCAUACUUUUAAUUAAUCUCCUAAUUUACCUACAGAUUCAUAAAAUGAAGAGAAUAAGUUUACUUUUGAGAAAGUAGAUAAUCAAAAUAGAGAUAAAGUUGAUUCUUAUCAGUCAGCAACAUUUAGAAAAGGAAGUGAAUUAAUACAUAGUUAGACAAAUUAGAUAGGUAGUAUCACAAGCUUGCAAAAUGAUUAAAAUAUUACAAACUCUUAGUAGAUCGCUUAACAAUUGAUAGGUGUAAAAUAAAAUAAUUUUUAAAAAAGCUCAAUAGUGUUGAAUAGUACUUUUGUUAAUUAGAAUCAAAGUAGUAUUUCAUAAAAUUAGUCCUAAAUUUAGCAGCCAAUUCUUUUUUUGAAAGAUAAAAAUAUAACUACAAAAUAGUACAUGUAAAAAAUUAAAGAAUGUUUAUAAAAUGAUUAUGAGAAUAAACUAAUAGGGUUGUUUAAGUUUGCAUAACUUUACUCAAACUAUCAAAAAGAGGGGUAAUUAGCCAAUAAUGAUUUAAUUGAAGCAACUAUGAUUUAUGAUAACUAAUUUUAAAUUGCUUAAUAAAAUAAUUAAUAAAAUUUAAGCUAGCUUUAUUUACAUGAUUAUUAAAAAAUGUUUCAAUUCUAAAAACAAUCCUCUUUAGGGAGAACAGUUUUGAGACAGUGCUGCAUUUACAAAGGAUAAAUUCGUCAGCCAAUUGAAGAUAAGAAUUAAAAAAGAAGUAAAAGUCCUAUUACUCAGAAGUACAAAGAAAAGGAAAUAAAUAAAUUUCAAGCAAUUGAAGAAAAAGGGAAAAUAUACAAAAAUACUCUAUAAUGGAAGGGUGAUGCUUAAAAAAAAUUUCGUGUUAUGUUAAGAGAUAAUAAAAAUCAUUUAUUUGCCGUUUAUACUGAGGAUUUAGAAGAAGCUAUUAAAAUCAGAGAUUAUUUUUUGUGCUUAAAGAUAGAAGAUUAAAAUACUUAUUCAGAUGUUAAUCUACGAGGUUUAUUUAAAAAAACCACUAUAUAUAGACAGAAAGAUAGAUUUAUGCAUUUUUUUUAAGGAAAGCUUAGAAGCUAUGCAUCUUACCUUAAAAAUUAACAACUAUAAUAGUAAUAAUAACAGUAGCUAUAAUUAUUAUUGUAAGAGUAGAAGAAAAAGUAGGAAGAGUAAUUAAUAAAGGAAAAAAUGGAAAUGGAUGAUAUUAAAGACUGCGACAUUGAAUUAGAUUAGAAAGAAUAAUCCAAUUAUUAUUAAACAAACUAGUCAAAUAGUCCUUUCUAGAGCAAUAAAUUUAAGAAGGUAAAGAAGAAUAAUAAUGAUUCCCUGUAAGUAGAUAAUGGUAAUAAAAGCUAGGUUAAUAUUAGUUAGCUCAGUGAUAAGUCUCAUCAAUCCGUACCAGCUUAAGCUAAUAUGAUUGAAAGUUAAUAAUUUAUAGACUCACACAGAAAUGAUAUGAUUCUAGAUGAGGAAUCGAUUGGUAAUAAUGGGAUGAAAAUAAAUGAAACUAAUAACAACAAUUCCAUAAAAUAGAAAGAGAGAAAGCCAUCUUUAUAAAUUCCAGAAAUUAGAGAUGUAUUUUUAAAGAACUAAAGCAUAUUAAAAGAGUAUGAGAACCUUUAAAAAUAAUUCGAACUUUAAGAUGAAAAAGAUUAAGAUGAUGAAAAAGAAUAAAACGAAUAAAAAUAUAUAUAUUAAUCUAAGGACUAGUAAAACUAAGCAAAAUGGAAUCAAAGAGAUUGCAGGAAUAUUAUAGUAUUUAGAUCAACAAAUAAUAAAAUCUAAGUGGACAAAUAAUCAGUUAACUUAUUCUUUAAUAAAAUCCAUUUUUUGAGAGAGUACGAUAAAAUAUUAAAAUCCGCAUUUAGAGAACAGUUAAAGAUGAGAAUUAGAAACAGGGCAGAGAAUGAAAUAUUUGAUAUCAAAAAGAAAAUAGAGCAAGAAAAAGAAAAGGCUGAUAUAUUUGUUGACAUAUUUUUGACAUUUUAAGAGUUAAAAUUUGAGUUUAAAAAUGAAGAAAAAAAUGAUCAGAGUAUGGUCUUUAAACCUAAAUUAACAUUGUAAAUUAUGAAAAUGAUUGAUUUAGAUCCUAGAUAAAAGUAGAUAUUAAAUGAUUAGGGAGAUACAAAACCUAAAAUGCAGUUUAUAUUUUUUGGAGAUUAAAACAAUAAAAAAAAUGUUGCUGAACUAAAGGCUAGAGUGUUUUCUAAAUAAGGUAACUUCAAAGAGUUUGAGCUUUAUGGUGAUAAUAAAGUUGCUGACAUAAGGAAUGUAAAGCUUAUAGCAAUAAAGAAGAAUGAGAUGAAAAUACAAAUUAUUGACGAAAUUACUGGUUCUUUGAUUGCAAAAAAUUCAAUAAAAAUGGAAAAAAUACUUAGCAAAAACGAUUUCAUGAGUUCUCAGAUAACUAUUGAACCUGUUUAAUCUCUAUGCGAUAAAUUAGCUAUAUAGGUAAGUUUGCAGUCUUUAACUGUAGAACAGAAGAAUGGCAUUUAAUUCUAAGACAAUAAAUUAGGAGAUAAUAGUUUCUCAUAAAAAAACAACCAAAAUGAAUAUUAAGAUGUUAAAGAAAUGAGAAUAGAAACCCUAAGCCAAUACAUAGAAAGUAUUUUGGCAAAAUAAAAUUAUAUUUUGGAUAAUUUUUACUAAUGCAGAAUAUUCUUAGAACCCUUUUCUCCAAGCUAAUUUAAAAUUGUUUUAGAACUCAUUUCUGAGUUGAAAAUAGAUACUACACCUCUUUAGCUUAGCCUUAGAAAACAAAGUCAUAAACUUGAAUGCUACAGGUAGGUGAGGGCUAUAUUAUUUAAACACUACUUAGAAUAGCAAUCCUAUCAUUAAUCUAUUUUAGUUAAGAAUCUAAAUUGUUGGAAUAAUUUAUAUGAUAAGAUUGUUGCUUAGGCAGACGUUAUAGAGUAUGGUAAUAACUAAAGAAUAGACAACAAUUACUUGGAUACAAGUGAUAAUUUUAUACUAAGAGAUGCAUGUGAUGAAAUUAAAAAAUAUGAUUUUGAUGCUGGUAAUGAUUAUAUUUAACAAAUGCAAUCAGGGAGAGAUAGUGUUUCGUCUUAAGAUGAUAUUUUUAGCAAUAGAAGAAUAGUAACUUCAGUUUUUUAUAAAAGAGAUUUGUGGGAGCAGGAUACCUCAUAGCAGGAGUUUUACUAAGAAAUGCUCAAACAUACAGAAAAGGGAAUACCUAACUCUCUUAGAUAGACUCUGUGGCUAGAAAUAGGGAAAUCAAGCAAAUACACUCAUAUGAUUAAUAGACUUUUACUUUCUCUUGAUAAAGGCUAAGUUAUAAAUAGCUCAUUAAGUGAGGUUUAUUAAAAUUUACUCAAAAAAGCAUAUUAAUUUUAAUCAAGCUCAACUGGCUAAAGUUUUAUAUCAGAAAUUUAAGAUAUGCAAGCUGAUAUUUAUUGGUAUAAAGAACAUAUUUUAUUUAUUGAUGACCAAAUGCUAAUAAGUUUAACAAAUAUAUUCUAUGCAUACUGCCACUAUGUUUAUCUCCAAAAUAGCAGGACUAUUUAUUCAAAGUAUCUCAUCCCAUUUGCAGCCAGAGCCUUAGAUUAUUUUAAAAGUGAAAGCAAGGAAAGCGAUGAUUCUAUUGAAGAAAAUGCAUUCUGGCUUGUUGUAUGCUUUACAAACAAUUUUGCAAAAAGAUAUUAUAAUACUUAGCUUAUGAUUGAGGCAGCUCAGUAAAUUAUGUAGGAAUAGCUGCUAGAAUAAUCCUCUAAGCAAAAUAAUAAUGCUCUAAAAACUGAAGUAAUAAGUAAGUAACUAGUCUAAUCUCAAAUAUCUAUGCUUCCAGCUAAUAAUCCUACAAAUAAUCAUCAAAAAAUAUAGACUAAAUUAAAUUACAUCCCAGAUGAUAUUAGACUUGACAUGCUGAUCUUUGAAUUUUAUUUUAAAGAAAAAAAUUAAAAGUUGUAUAACUUUUUAACAAAUGUUAGCUUUGGUAUUGGAUUAUUUUUUGCAGAAAAAAUGCUCAGCUAUUUUUCAGAUUUAUUCAACCAUGAAUUAUUAUUUAGAAUUUGGGAUUACUUAUUUGUAGAGGGAAGUUCUAAGAAUACCUUAAAAGCUACCUAUUUUGGAAUUGCAGUCAUGAUUCACUUCUUAGAUAAAAAUUCGAAGAGUAUUGUUUCUAAAUGUAAAUCUAAAAAGGAUACCUUACUCUAUAUAUAAUUAGCAGCUAGAUUUGAAUUCGAUUGUGAUAAUUUUAUUUCGGAAGCUGUUAAGCUGUAUAAAAAUAUUAUAGAUAAGGAUCCAGUUAGAUUUCCAAAAAAUUAAUAACAGCAGUAAAGUACAUAAAAUCCAGCAGUAGCAUUAGCAAAGACAACAAAGUUAAUAUUUCAUCAAAUUAUUAGUGUGUCAAAUAAAAUAUUUAAUUAAACUCUAUAAAACUACUUAGAAACAGUUGAUCAAGCAUACAAAUAGCUUGAUAUGCAAAGAUAUUUAAAUUAGCUCAUGUUUGUAUAAACUUUGGUUCAGUUUAAAGAUACCAAAAAGAUAGAUUUAAAAAAACUAAAAAAAGUUAUUGAAAAGGACAUUUUUUAUAAGCAUCAUAGCUCAGAUGUUAUUACUUUAUUUGAACACUCAAGAAAUUAAAGUUAGAUUGGAAACGAGUUAUCUGUAUCAAAUAUUAGGUCAAGAAGUACCAGUUAGAUUAGUGUAAGUUCCUAAACUCGUAAUUAGCAACAAGGUGGUUUACAAUUAGAAACUAUAAAGCCAAUUUACAACAUAUACUCUAAAUAACCUGAGAUUUCAAAAAUAUUUAUUUAUAUCCAUUAAAUUCAAAUUUUAGAAGACUAUAAUGAACUUAAUGUAGAAGUUAAAUUUGAAAAUCAAAAAAGUGUGCAUUUAGUUAAAAGGCUCUCAGCUACAUAAAUAAUUGAGUGUUUUGAUCGCUCAAAAGAUUACAUAUAAAAAGUGAAUGAAUAAAAAGCAAUAACAAUAACAGUUUAUCGAUUUUAGGACAAUACAGUAAUACCUGUGAAGUAAACUAAAAUUUAUUUUAGUAACUACUAACCUGACGUAAUCACUAAAGAUUACACAAUUAUGUAUGAGUAUGAAAACGUAGAUGAUUAUUUUUUAAACAGUAAUUCUUAAUAUGAGAAUGAUAAAAAUCAAGCAAACAAUUAAUCAUAUAAUGGAAGAAUAGAUAAUGUAAAAGAACAAGGAAGACCUUUAUAUAAUUAUGACUCAGGUGUGGAAUUUACGAUUUUGUUAGCUACACCUCACGGCAUGGGAGAGUCUAAAGCUUACUAAAAUAUUUUAUAUCUAAAAAGGAUUCAAGCAACCAAUAAUAUUUCUCUCACAGGGAACUCUAUAAAUAUAUAAAAUAUUUCAAGCUAUUUGAUUGAUAAAUACAACUAUGUACCUGAAGUUUUUCAUGUGAGAAAGAAUUAACAAGCAGAAAGCAAGCUUAAGUAAUUUAAUUAAAUAAAAUCUGAAAAUUUUGUUGAAAUAAUAUAAAAUAAAUCGUUAAAUACGAUAAAAAAUAUGUGGAAAUAAAAAACUACAUUGAGCUUAGAAGAAUUUAAAGAAUUUGUGAGCAAAACAGACCUAAUAGAUUGGAAUGAUCUAAAUAUAAAUGAGAUAAAAAACCACUUUUCAUAUGAAGGAAAAAUAUGCUUAUUUGACUUUUUGCUAGUAUGUAUUCUAUUAGUUGAAGGUAGAUACCUUGAAAAAGUAGAUGUACUACGUAAAUUAUUCAAGUACUCAGCUCCGGUCUAAGUUUGUGAAGAAAGAGAGAGAUUGAAUGAAAACGACAAUCCAUUUAUCUACACAAGCAUAAUUAAUGAACUUUAUUGCAAGAAUAUUCUCUUUUUACCUUUGAAUAUACAUUUUCAUUCUCUAAAACUGAAAAACCUACCUCAUAUUGAAAAAGCAAAGUAUUUUUUAGAAAAUUAGUCAGUUUAAUCUUAAGGUGAUAACCAAAGCUCUUAAAAAUAGCUUGGUGCUAAUUAAAGUUAGUAAAAUCAGCCAAUAAACGAAGCUCAAACCUAAUCUCGAAUAAAUAAGACAGUUGACAUAACAAUUUUUAUGUAAUCAUUUUGCGCUUAGUAAUCAUUAUUUAAAGGAACAUUUGACAUUUUUAUUGACUCACCUGAAUUUGCAGAUGCUCUAAAAUAGUAUUUAAAAGAGGAGUACAAAGUAGAUAAUCCUACUGGCAAACUUUAAGCAUUUUAUUGGACAAAAGGAUAGUUAAGAUAGCUUCAAGCAUAAUACACUUAUCAAACAUUAGGACUAGUCCUCAAUUAUGUUAAAUAACAGAAAACAAAGCUAAGCAAAAAUAAUUCCAUUUUGAAAGCAAUAUAAAAUGAAUAGGAUGUUAAAAAUUAAAUUAAAUAGUAAUCAGAAAACAUUUAAAUUUAAUCAGUGUACAAGUUGCUUUAAUUUAAUGAUACUUUAGUAAAUCUAAACUAUGAUAACUACGAAAUGGAAGAAUAAGAGGUUAAUAACACAUUUUUUUCUUUACCUUUGCUAUCUUACUUUAAUUCUCUGCAAAACUCUGUGUAUAAUCACUCUAGACCUAAUAGAAAAAACAACUCUUAAGAUAGAUUUACAAAAUAAUUUAAUUUAUAAAUUUCCGUAGAUAAUGUAAAUAAAUGUUCAUUUAGACUAAUUGCAUCUUAGAAAAAAUAAGAAUCUCAGUCCAUUUAAGAAGAAGUUAGCUAUUUCAACAAAUAAUUUAGGACUAUAUUAGAAGAUUGGAACAUAAUAAAAAAUUUAAAGAAUUUACCUUAAUAAAAUAAUGUUAAGCUAGAUAAGUUAGAUAUGAGUAUAGACCACAUCCCACUUUAUUAUAAAAUUAAAGAUUUAGCUAAACUACUUACUUAUCGUUUAAUGGAGAGCUGUAUCAAUAAAGUUGAGGAAUAUUUUUCAUAUAAUUAAGGUGUAAGCUAAUGGAUUUCAUUCUUUCACUAGAUAAAAUCAAUAGAUAUGUUAGCAAAUUUGGAAGGAGUUUACUAUUAAAUAAAUACAAACAGAAAUAACAAAUUAGACCCAAAUUUGGAUUUAGAGCAAAAUCUUAUUUAAGUUUUAAAUUUAUAUAAUAAAACAGAUAGAGACUAGUAAACAAAUUUAAAUGAUUUGAAACACGAUUUAAUAUUGAAUUUUAGCUCAUCAGAAAGUCAUCAAAGUGAUGAUGACGUUUCUAAAUUUGAAUAGCCCUUACAGUAUGCUAUUUACAACUUUAAAGAUGGUGGAAAGCUAUGGAUGCCUUGCAAAAUAGAAGGAUAUGUUAAAAAAUAAAAAAAAUUCUAAGUGAAAUUUUUUGACUUCCCAGAGCGUACUUAUCUAAGAGAAGAGGAGGAAAUUGCAGUUGAUUAAGAUAUAUAAAUUUUGAAUAUUACAGAUGAAGAAUAUUAUCAAAAUGAAUAAAAUAAUCACAAUUUAUAUAAUGAUAAUUCUGUAAAUUUGACAUUAGAAACACAGCAUUGGGAUUAAAGCUAAUUUGGAUUGGCUAAUACAAGAAUUAAUUCAAGUCAAAUAAAUGUAAUGAAUACAAGUAAUAAUUUUAAUUAGGACUACAGCAGAUAUAAAAACACAUAGUUUACACAGGAUGCAUAAUCUUAUUACUAACCAACACAAGAAGAUAUAUACCAAAAAGAUUUGUAUGAAUUUUAAAAUUAAAAAACAUAGGAAAAUUUUUAAACUGAAUUUGAAUCACCAAUAAAAAGUCAACAAUACCAAAAAUAAUUUUACUGA
Messenger RNA from Tetrahymena thermophila SB210, 7965 nucleotides. RefSeq lists its product as hypothetical. NCBI's taxonomy places the organism in Eukaryota, Ciliophora, Oligohymenophorea, Hymenostomatida, Tetrahymenidae. The record is from RefSeq and is a predicted model, not a curated record. The transcript is spliced from 11 exons.